Messenger RNA from Candidula unifasciata, 601 nucleotides. NCBI's taxonomy places the organism in Eukaryota, Metazoa, Mollusca, Gastropoda, Stylommatophora, Geomitridae. The record is from the annotation of a GenBank genome assembly.
AUGGAGGUGAGGAUACAGUUGGAAGACAGCGGAUCUACAGAUAGUACAGGCAGGCCAUCUCCCAUACAAGCGGAGUACCUACCUGCGUGUGACCACUCCAGUCAGGGCGAGAUGGCACGCCCGCAAGUUGCUUUAGUUCCUAGCCAUUUGGCCACUCCGCCGAUGUUGUGGACACCACACGAUGUUAAAUCCUGGCUGGAAUUCUGUGUGAAAGAAUUCUCCCUACGGCCAGUCUGCCUUGACAAGUUCGACUUAAAUGGGAAGGCCCUCCUGUUGUUGACCAGAACUGAUUUCAUCGAAAGAGCACCUCAUGCUGGAGACAUCCUUUACAAUGUUUUCCAGCGCUUGCUUCAGCAGGAAGGUCCUGCUUACCUGAGAUCGCCCAUCUUCCUGCCGGCACCUGCACAUUUUCUCUCACCUGGCGCAGACACCUUGCCAAGGCCGUUGCCAGCACAAAAUGGUCGAUCUCUGUACAUUCCUAUACGCCCACAGCCGCAAGCGCCUGUCUGCAGCAGCAUCAGCAAUGCUACCUGCUCAAACUCGGGCAGCCUAAUAUUUUCUGUUGACGAGGAGACCAGCACUGGAGGUCCUGGAGUGCCUG